Messenger RNA from Lotus japonicus, 1092 nucleotides. RefSeq lists its product as uncharacterized. The transcript has a single exon. The coding region runs from base 1 to 1092 and encodes 363 amino acids. Lineage: Eukaryota; Viridiplantae; Streptophyta; Magnoliopsida; Fabales; Fabaceae. Gene Ontology annotation, molecular function: RNA-DNA hybrid ribonuclease activity; nucleic acid binding. Gene Ontology annotation, biological process: DNA integration. The record is from RefSeq and is a predicted model, not a curated record.
AUGUCUCCAGAAGAGAAAAGUAACGAACCAGGUGAGUGGAGUUUAUCAGUUGAUGGUUCAUCCAAUGUCAAAGGCAGUGGUGCUGGAGUGAUUUUAGAGGGGUCAGGAGGCGUAACAAUUGAACAAUCACUCAAGUUUGAUUUUAAAGCGAGUAACAAUCAGGCAGAGUAUGAGGCUAUAAUCGCAGGGUUAAGAUUGACGAUCGAAAUGGGCGUACAAAACAUCAGAAUCAAAACAGAUUCGCAGAUAGUUUCAAGACAGAUUCAGGGAGAAUAUCAAGCCAAAGAUGCACAAUGGGCCAAGUAUUUAGUGAAGGCUCAAAAUCUGAUGAAGCAGGUGGACAAAGUGCAGAUUAAUCAUGUUCCGCGAGAGAAGAAUACAAGGGCUGACAUAUUGUCAAAGUUAGCAAGUACCAAAAAGCCAGGGAAUAACAAAUCAGUGAUCCAUGAAGUUUUGAAUAGCCAAAGUGUUGAAAAUGAUGAAAUUAUGGCAAUUCCGAUGGCAAUAGAUCAAGAUUGGAUGGGCCGAAUCAAGUUGUGUUUGGAGGCGAAAGGAACUGUUCUGCUUAUGUUUACUAAAGAUCAAAUUCGGGAAGCAAGUCAUCAUACCCUUUUGGGCGAUCAAUUGUACAGGAGAGGAGUAGGAGUUCCCUUGCUGAGAUGUGUUUCCAAGGAAGAGGCUGAAAGAAUUAUGUUUGAAGUACAUGAGGGAGUGUGUGCAAGUCACAUAGGUGGAAGAUCUUUGGCAGCGAAAGUGCUAAGAGUAGGAUUUUACUGGCCAACUCUAAGGUCAGAUUGUAUGGAAUAUGCGAAAAAGUGUGAAAAAUGCCAGAUAUAUGCAGAUUUACAUAGAGCACCGCCUGAAGUUUUAAGUUCAAUGAGUUCAUCAUGGCCAUUUGCAAUGUGGGGCAUAGAUAUCUUGGGACCUUUCACUCCAGCAGGGUCACAAGUUAAAUUCGUUUUAGUUGCAGUGGAUUAUUUUACUAAAUGGAUUGAGGCAGAGUCAUUGGCGAAGAUAACAGUAGAAAAAGUCAAGAAGUUUUAUUGGAGAAAGUUAAUUUGUAGAUUUGGUGUACCGACUACAAUUAUUUAA